Molecule: messenger RNA, 2673 nt
Organism: Corticium candelabrum
Lineage: Eukaryota; Metazoa; Porifera; Homoscleromorpha; Homosclerophorida; Plakinidae
Product: beta-galactosidase BoGH2A-like
Exons: 1
Coding region: 138-2546 (802 amino acids)
Biological process (GO): carbohydrate metabolic process
Molecular function (GO): hydrolase activity, hydrolyzing O-glycosyl compounds
Source: RefSeq, a predicted model, not a curated record
AUCCUGCAGCCAACGGACCUACGUCACGUGACUACAAUGAUGCCAGCUGGGAACUCAUAGAUGCCCCUCAUGAUUUCGUCAUUUUCGGUGUGUAUUCGCGAGACGGACCGAGAAGCCACGCCUACUUGCCCCAAAACAUGUCUUGGUACCGCAAACAUUUUAAUCUCCCAUCUGAUUGGAAAGGCAGUUCGAUCUGGAUCUAUUUCGAGGGAAUAUUUCGUGCCAGCAUGAUCUAUCUCAACGGUCAGUUUCUUCUUUACCAUCAGUCGGGAUACACCAGUUUCUCUGUUCGUCUUGACAAUGUCAGCAACGUAAUGUAUGGUACCGGGGAGGCGAAUGAGAACGUUCUGACUGUCAUGUGCACAGCAGCUGGCGGAACAGGCUGGUGGUAUGAAGGCGGUGGGAUUUACCGUCACACUUAUCUCAUCCGAACCAAUCAUGUUCAUCUGUUCGUAGAAGGUCUGUAUGGUGCAUCGGAGGUGACAGGAGAAAUACAUGAUCAUGAACCUAGUGAUGCAACGAAGGGUCAAUAUUCGGAUGGUGCGACGUUUAUGGCAACCGCUGAAGUUACUAACGACGCUUUGACUCAAUCUGCAAAAAACGUUGUAGUCUAUUUUGCUUUGUUUGAUGAGAAUGGGGAAGAAGUUGUUGAAGCAACGUCGGCAUCCGUUUCUGUUUCUUCUAAUAUGACUGAGGUGGCUAAGGCAAGUUUUAAGAUUUCAAAGGCUGAGCUCUGGAGUACUCCCCGUCCAUACUUGUACACUUUGCAGACGUCCGUCAUGGCUGGAUCUACACUUCUCGACAACGUUAGCACAACUGUUGGAGUAAGGCUUGCCAAAUGGGAUCCUAACCAGGGAUUCUUCUUGAACAACGUUCCGUACAAAUGGCGAGGUUUCUGUGAUCACAAUGAUUUCACUGGAGUGGGGGUGGCAGUUCCAGACAGAGUCAAUCUCUUUCGGGCUCAAAUGCUCAGAGCGGUUGGUGGCAACUCCUGGCGUAUGUCACACAAUCCACCAAUACCGGUUUUGCUUGACAUUCUUGAUCGACUCGGUGUGGUUGUAUGGGACGAAAAUAGGAACUUUGGUAAUAACAGUGUGUGGUUGAUGGAUCAGCGAGAUAUGGUGAGACGUGAUCGCAACCAUCCCAGUGUCAUGGUUUGGUCGUUUUGCAACGAGGGUGGUUGCAUGGAGAGUGACGGUCCGGCACCAGGAGAAGUGGGCCAGAUGUUCAAGACGGUGUCCAAACAGGAAGAUCCGUACCGUCCUGUUGGUGCCAACAUGAACGGCAGAUUGGGUGACUCUCUCUCUCCUGUACUAGAUGUCCAAGGGUUUUCUCACCGGAACGGAAACGAUUUUGAUGGCUUUCACAAAGAUUUCCCCAAGAUACCAACAAUCGGAUCCGAAUGCUGUUCGUGUAUCACCAAUCGUGGCGAAGACACGUCGAACAGCUCUCGACCUAGCGUUGGAAAUUUCAACGGAAACUGCAACUCUGGUCAAAAUGGUGUAGAGUUACAGCGCGAGUUUGUCGCCGGGACACUCGUGUGGACUCUGUUUGAUUACUAUGGAGAACCGUGCUGCAACGGGUGGCCCAUGGUGUCUUCGUCAUUCGGAUCUAUUGAUCUGGCUGGAUUUCCUAAGGCAUCAGCAUUUUGGUACAAAGCGUGGUUUCUUCUAAAUUCGACGAACAUGAGUUCCAGCUCUCAUGAUCUUACUUACCGUGCUCCCAUGCUCGGCAAUCCAACAUCCCCCUCGUGGCUAUCUGCGGAUAGUAAUUCGGGUUUCAUGAUAUAUAUUGUUCAGCACUGGGAGGCGGAUGUGGGAGGCAGCACACGGACCAUCCAGGCGUACACGAAUGCUCCGCUGGCGGAACUGUUCGUGAAUGGUAAAUCUCAAGGAGUAAAGACAAUCAGUUGGCUAGGUUGGGCAGAAUGGGACAACGUUGAUUACGUCACCGGAAAUCUUACUGCGGUAGGAAUGGUGACUGCAGGCCAUGUGGUUGCAUCCUACACGUUAGAGACAACAGGCAACCCAGCCGCUAUCAAAUUGUCGGUAGAUGUACCAAGUAUGAAUACGGGAACGGGAAAAGCUCUCGUUAUGAACGGACAAGAUGCCGGUAUGGUGAGGGCUUCUAUUGUUGACUCUAAAGGUCGAGUCGUCAACUCUGCUUCACACAACGUUACCUUUAGCAUUUCCAGCGGUCCAGGCCGUAUUAUUGGCGUUGGCAAUGGAGAUCCGAUCUGUCACGAACCGAAUAAGGUGACGUGGAGGAGUGCGUUUCAUGGGUUGGCUCGUGCUAUCAUACAGGUGACGGCUGAUCACGCGUCUUCAGCUCAUCAUCGGUAUCGUAUGAGAGAAAUUGAUAGUGAAGGGGGUCGUCACACGAUUAUUUUGCCUCCUGACGUCGUGUCGGCACCGAUGGUUGAUAUUGUUGUGAAGGCCACAGUAGAGGGUCUAGAAAGUGAUCAAGUGACCAUUCCUGUUGUAUCCGAUUCCGAUCAGUUUGGUGUGCUGCAAGUGGCUAGAGGAUCAAUAGUGCAGCACAAAUGAUUUCAUACUAUGUCGUGUGGUGCUAAAUGGUGUUGCUGUGUGAGUGUUGUUGCCCGACUGUUCAAAUAGUGUCGAAUAGAAUCAAUUUUGCGUUAGCCACAUUACGUUUGCUUGCCAUGUCAGUGUA